Ictalurus punctatus (channel catfish) is the source of this 7869-nucleotide messenger RNA. RefSeq names its product leucine rich repeat and Ig domain containing 2b (gene lingo2b). The coding region runs from base 3804 to 5627 and encodes 607 amino acids. Gene Ontology annotation, cellular component: extracellular region. NCBI's taxonomy places the organism in Eukaryota, Metazoa, Chordata, Actinopteri, Siluriformes, Ictaluridae. The transcript is spliced from 2 exons. Gene Ontology annotation, molecular function: protein binding. The record is from RefSeq and is a predicted model, not a curated record.
CUUUGGAUAAAAGCGCUAUAUAAGUGCGCCAUUUACCAUAAUAUAAGUAUAAUUUAAUAACUAUAAGGUUAUUAACUAUUACAGAUAUAACAAAUAUAACAACUUUGAUGAUGGUGGGUUGUGAUUUCCAGCAAAAAUCACGGAUCCUUUAGCGGUCACAAAACCCACUUUGAGACAGACUAAUAUAUAGUACUUCAAUUUUGGCAUCAGUAUGUCUUUUUAUGGUCUUUUAUUUAUAUUAAUUUCUGAACUGUAGGGUUUUCUCAGUUUUAACAUGUUGCAGAUUGCACUAGUUAUAAUUGUAUGUAAUUAUCUCAUUAACAAAGGAUAAUUAUCAUAUAUGUUAUCAUAUAUCAAUUUUCUCCCUACCAAGCUACCUGUAAUAAAGUAAAGCAUCAGCAAACAGUUUCAGCUUGAUGCAGGGUGGAGAAGCCUGUAUUUGACUAAUUUGGAUCUAAUUCAGAGUUCAGCAUUUCCAAAGUAGUUUAAAAUGAGGUUUUAAAGUCAGUCUCUCUCACACAAACUCACUCUCUCUCUCUCGCUCUCGCUCUGUCUCUCUCUAACCCAUUUUAGGCUAAUUAGGCCUGUUGGCACAGACAGGCCAGAGGAGGAGACUGAAGUCUCAGUGGCUUCGUUCAGGCCAAUUUAUUCUCAAUCCCUCAUCAGCUCAUAAACACUAACGCUUCGGUGUGCCUGCAAGGUGCUGUCUUUCACACCAGAUCAUUUCUAGCUUUGAUGAAAUUACUGAAGAGUUAAAACAGCUCUAAUGUUUGCACCUUUCCAGUUUGUCCUACAGCAACAAUGUGUGAGUGAGUGUGUGUGUGAGUGAGUGUGUGUGUGUGCACCCUUCACUGGCGGGAAUCCCUCGAGGCUUUUUCUUGACACGUCCAAAUGGUUUCCCAUGGCAACUGACUGGCAAGUAAGGGUCCACAUAUGGAGUGAGAGAAGUGAAUGGGUCCUUAAACUUGCAGCGACAAUAUCACUAAUGUCCUAUCAAAUGCUCUCACAGGUCAGACCUUUCCUGUAAUGCUAAGCCAAACAAGGCCCUGUGGACUCGUUCUUCCAGUCACAUAGAGCAAGACUAAUUCUUUUGCUAGCACUGACCAACUGCGCAACUAUUCAAGUAUUCAAAGAGACACUAAAAUAUUCAUCUGGAUAAUGAAUUUGGUUAUCUUUCAAGUUAGCAACUGUUCCCUGUUUGUUCAUAGAAGUGUUUUAUUGGCAUCCUUAAAUACUGAAACAUUUUAAUUAUCUAUGAGUAAAUGUUUGAUGUUUAGUUGUUUGUCAGUAAAUCUUUCUAGACUUUACUCAACAAAGUCCCCAGUGUUUCAUUAACACCUACACUGUUUAUUUAGUGCAGCAGACCACAAAUGAAAAGUUCAUUCAGCACUGCAGGUGCUAAGAGCAUAGGUGUUAUUUUAACAGUGUAAAUUCAACAAUGGACUAUUUUCUGUUGAGGCCCUAUGGAGACUUAACUUAAAAAGCUCAGUCUGUGCCUCCAUUACCACAUCUAAUUUAAUCUCUCCGUAUCCCCUUUCUGAUCUCACACAGAGCCUGUUCCUGGGGGCUGAGCAGUCAUAAGAGGGCUGACUGCAACUCAUCCAUCUGUUUUGCAUGCUUCCAUAGCUUGUUUAUAGCAGUCAAUAUACAACAUAUGUGUUCAUACAAGCUAAUGUAUGUGUCGUAGAGCUGCUUCAGGGUCACAGGGAACCUGGAGCCUAUCCCAGGGAGCAUCGGGCAUAAGGCAGGGUACACCCUGGACAGGGUGCCAAUCCAUCGCAGGGCACAAUCACAUACACACUCACACACCCAUUCAUACACUACGGACACUUUGGACAUGCCAGUCAGCCUACCAUGCAUGUCUUUGGACUGGGGGAGGAAACCGGAGUAACCCGGAGGAAACCCCCGCAGCACGGGGAGAACAUGCAAACUCCACACACACAGGGCCAAGCUGGCAUUAUAACUGAGAUAAUGUGAUAGCUUUUGGGCUCUGGUCCUGCAUUAGUAUUGCUUUGAAAUAGUACAGCUCCGGUCUUCAUACUGGAUCUGUGAAGAUGAAUCCUUUAAUGAGAGUAUUGUAUUGUAUCUGUGUAUUGUAUUCAGAUCAGAGCCUUGCCUGCACACAUACUAGCCUUUAUGUCCCAUUUCAGUGCAAACAUUAUAGAAGAGAGAAAUGUUAUGUUGCUUUUGUCGCUAUACAGUAAGACUUCUAUGUAUAUAUACAUACCGUGUAGAGAUGCAUUUCUGUUUUGGUGAAGAUCCCAGAAGUUCAGCAAAUCCAGCACCAACAAUCACGCCAUAGUCACAUUUUUUUCCCCAUUCUGAUGUUUGAUGUGAACAUUAACUAAGGCUCCUAUAUCUGCAUGAUUUUAUACAUUGUAUUGCUGCCAGAUAAUGGACUGACUGGAUAAUUUCAUAAAUAAUCAGGGUUACAGGUGUUUCUAAAGCAGCCAGUGAGUAUAUCCACUGUAUAUUAAUCAUCACUUCAUGGUAUAUUCUUCUUGGGAAUUUCAUGGUUCCAGAAGCUAAAUCCAUUGAAGUUUUGUUAUACACACUGUGUGUGUGUGUGUGUGUGUGUGUGUGUGUGUGUGUGUGUGUGUUGCUAUGAUGCAAUUAUGGUUGUGAAGCUCCAUUCAUUUCAGACCUGCCUACAUUUACUAUUGCCCUAUAUCUGCUUCUACAAUGAUGUAUAAUGCAUUAGCUAGCUGUCCAUCCAUUCAUCUCUCCAUUUACCAAAGUUCUCAGUAAGAAAGGCACUUCCUGCAUGGAUGGUACCUGGGAUUGGAGUUUAUUCCCCUUAGGACACCACACAAGAUUGGCUUAUGUCAUUUAGGCCACAGUCUGUGUAAGCCACAGGAUGUGUCUCAUCAGUAAUGGUUUAUGUUAGACAGGCACUCAGUUACUGAAAUGAAAUGUAGCUUUUGUCAUAGUUUCAUUCCUUGUUGUCCCAGUACUCUGGUUGAAAGCAUCAGAGUCCAUGUUGUGUCACUGCUGGAGAUGGUGUUGUAGUCCUUGUAAUCUGAGAGAAGGAGGCAGCUUUAGGGCAUUUGGCUGCAGCUAUUUUAAUCUUAAAGUCAGAGUACUGAGACUCACACUACACUUGUAAGUGGCUUUCCUCCAGGACUGGCCAAUAUCUUGAAUAGCGUGAAGAGAAAAUGGAAGAACUUGUGUGUGUGUGUGUGUGUGUGUUUGUUUGUUUGUGUGUGUGUGUGUGUGUGAGAGAGAGAGAGAGAGAGAGAGAGAGUAUUAGUAGGUGCUUCCCUUUUGCCUCUCCCUUCAGUAAUUCACCCUACUUUUCUUUCAUGGCUGAAUAUCUCCAUGACGACCCCAUCCUCUCCUCUCCUCUCCAUUUCUCUCUCUCUCUCUCUCUCUCACUCACUCACUCACUCGCUCACUCUAGUGUGCGUCAUGCACAUGAAAAGUGCUUGGUUUCCCUUUGGAACUCAGUCUACCACCCCACGCACACUCACCUGCAAAAUCCCAGUUCCUCUUUGCUCAUCAGCCUCUGUGUUCAGCGAGACGUCAUUCACAUACACACAAUAGGAAGCACGUCAUGUUCUCCAAAUAAGCGCGCGCUUCAUAAGAAGAACAAGACAGAGAGAAAGACAGAGAGAGGGAGAGGGAGGGAAUAAAGUCUUAUUGUUCUUGAGCAGCGUGCACUGGAGGUGUGGCAUCUUCCGGGCGUUGUCGUGGAGACGGAGGACUGGCCAAGCGCUGUUGUCUUUCUUCCUCCAGGCUCAUCACCAAGACGCUGAUCACAGGGAGGCUGAUCCUUAUGGCAAGAGACGCAGCCACAGGUGGUCAUGCUGCUCUCUUUGUUCUCCUGUGCUGUGGGCUUCUCCCUCUUACUGCUCCUCCUGUUCCCGUACCCUGCCCAGGCUUGCCCUGCCCGUUGUGAGUGUUCUGUGCCCACACGUUCAGUCUCGUGCCACCGCAAGCGGCUGGCGCAAGUGCCCGAGGGCAUCCCCAUCGAGACUCGAGCACUGGAUCUCAGCAAAAACCGUCUGCGCAUUAUCACACCACAGAAUUUCUCUGGCCUUCUGUUGCUAGAGGAGCUUGACUUGAGCACCAACCUGUUGUCUUCUGUGGAGCCUGGAAGUUUUCGUGCCCAGCCGCGCUUACGAACACUGCGUCUGCGCAACAAUCAGCUUACCUUGCUGCCACGUGGUGCGCUUGCUGGCCUGGGUGAGCUCACUCUGCUGGACAUCAGCCAAAACCGUCUGGUUAUUCUGCUUGAUUAUGGCUUUGAGGACCAGCGGCGUCUGCGUGUGCUUGAGCUUGCUGACAAUGAGCUAGUUUUUGUUGCACCCCGUGCCUUCAGUGGCUUGCCUGCAUUGCGUUCGCUGACACUGCAGCGCUGUAACCUGAGUGCUGUGCCCAGCCACGCACUGGCGCACCUGCACGGCCUAACCAGUCUUCGCCUUAGACAGCUGGACAUUGCAGAACUGCUACCACACACCUUCAAGGGCCUGGGCCGUCUGCGUCAUCUUGAGGUGGAUCAUUGGCCAGCACUGGAAGCUGUGUCCUCUCUUGCCCUGCAGGGUCUGAAUCUUAGCACGCUCUUCAUCACCCAUACCAACCUUUCAGUGGUACCAGUGCUGAGCCACCUGUCCUAUUUGACCCAUCUGAACCUGUCAUACAGCAGCGUGAGGAUGUUGCCAGCUGGCUGGCUGCGUGGUCUGGAUCGGCUGGAAGUGCUGCAUGUACGCAAGGCUCAGUUGGUGCGUGUGGAGGCCCAAGCCUUCCAAGGGGCACUGUCACUUCGUCUGCUUGACCUCUCCUACAAUCGCCUGACUACACUGGAAAGAGUCACACUGCCAGCAUCUAUGGCCUUGCAGAACCUCCUGAUUAACCAAAACCCAUUAGUGUGUGACUGCCGUUUGCGCUGGCUACUUCAAAGGACACUGCCGCUACAAUUUGGAGAAGUGCAACCUCAGUGCACAACCCCUGCCGCUCUGGCUGGGAAACCUUUCAGUGAUAUAGUAGAGCCACUGCUUUCCCGCUACGUCAUAUGCACCAAACCCAGGGUCACUGCCAUGUCGACACAACCAGCCCAAGCAGAAGAGGGACAAAAGGCAUGGUUGUACUGCACAGCAGAUGGUGCUCCACCCCCCUCUGUCUCCUGGCUGACACCACACAGGAGGCACAUCACCACCAAGAGCACAGGCCGCAUGGUUGUCCAUGGCAACGGUUCCCUGGAGUUCCGGGUAGUGGAGCCUCAGGACAGUGGUAUUUAUGUGUGCGUGGCAUCCAAUCCUGCAGGCAAUUCCACCCUGUCCAUAACACUAGCUGUUAAAAGCCUGGGCCUUAGGGAUGGGGCUCUCUAUGGCAACCGCAGCUUCAUCUUCGAUCCUGAUUACAAUAGCUCCUUGAUCAAUGGCACAGAGCAUUACACAAUCAGGAUGGUGUUGGACUUCACUACCAUUCUUGUGUCUACGGCCAUGGGCUGCCUCAGCUUCCUGGGUGUGGUCCUUUUCUGUUUCUUGCUACUGUUCGCUUGGAGUCGAGGCAAAGGCAAGCACAGAGGAAGUGUGGACAUCCAGUAUGUUCCCCGCAAAAGGAAAGGAGCCAGCAGUGAGCUUACUGAGACCAGUGGCCCCAGACGUGUCAACAUGAAGAUGAUAUGAGAGCCAGAUGGUUCCAAACGCAUAACCUUGAUCCUCUAAUAGUCAAACUGUAGAACAGAGGAAAAAGCAAAAACAGAGAAAGACCUGCAACCAUGGUGGCCAGUAGAGAUUGGCAGAUAAGCAGCACACUAUUUCAGUUUGUGUGCUUUCGUGUGAAUGUACGUUUGAGGUACCUAUGACGUACAUACAUAUGAAUGUACAGUUGCAAUCAAAAUUACUCAACCCCCAUUGCAAAUCAGGUUUAUUGUCCAAAUGUACAGACUUUCAGCAGUUUGCAAUGAACAAAUCAAACAAAAGCAAUUGAAAUAGUUCAACACAACGAAUGCUUCAAGUGGUUUCCCCAAAUUCAACUGAAAAUGCAACUUGCAAUGAUUUCUCUAGUUUCAAAAUUAUAAAAUUUUAAUUCAUUAGUUGCACUAGGUGUGCUUGAGCUGGAACACAUGAAAUACCUGAACUGGCUAGGGGUAGAAAAUUUAUGAAAUACCUGGAUGGGGCAGAAAAAGGAAGCUAAUGGCUGCAACCAGAUUUCUGAGAAGGCAGGUUGUGAAAAACCCUCGAGUGACUGCAAAAGACCUGUAGCAAGACUUGGUGGUAACAGGCACUGAGGUUUCAGUGAGCACAGUAAGGUGCAUACUAAAUGCAAAAGGUUUCCAUGCCAGAACUUCAAGACGUACAUCAUUACUGACCCAAAAGCACAAGAAAAGUCAGCUCAAAAUCAUAUAAAUAAGCCACAGAAGUUUGGGAUUCUGUUCUGUGUCAAACAAAACUUGAACUGUUCGGCACGAUGGAUCAGUGGUAUGUCUGGAGGAAGGAGAAUGAAGAAAGAAUACUCUGUCCACAGUCAAGCAUGGUGGUGGCUCAGUGAUGGUCUGGGGCUGCUUUGCAUCCUCUGGUACUGGACACCUGCAGCGUGUGGAAGGCAUGAUGGAUUCAUUGAAGUAUCAGGAAAUCCUAGGAGAAAAUGUUGGACUUUCCAACAGGAUAAUGAUCCCAAGCAUACCUCAAAUUCCACCAAGGCUUGGUUGCAGAAGAAGUCCUGGAAGAUUCUACAGGGCCAUCACAGUCACCUGACUUGAACCCCAUAGAAAAUCUCUGGUGGGAUUUGAAGAAGGUGGUUGCAGCACACAAACCCAAGAAUAUUACUGAAUUGGAGGACAAUGCUCAUGAGGAAUGGGCUAAGAUUCCUCAGGAACGCUGCCAGAAGCUAUGUAUCUCAUUUGCAGAAAGUCAUAACAGCAAAAGGGUGUUCUACUAAGUACUAAAUAUGCUUGCCGUGAAUGGGUUUAAUAGUUUUUAUAAUUUUUUUUUAUUAUUAUUAUUUUUUAUAUAACUGGAGAAGUCAUUAUAAGUUGCAUUUUCAGUUGAAUUUGGGGAAAUCACUUGAAGCAUUCAUUGUGUUGAACUAUUUCAAUUGCUUGGGUAUGAUUUAUUUAUUGCAAACAGCUGAAAGUCUAUAACUUUUGACAAUAAACCUGAUUUGCCAUGAGGGUUUAAAUAAUUUUGAUUUCAACUGUACGUAUGUCAGUUGAAAAAUUGUGUGUGCAUUUAUGGGCAUGUGAGUGUCUAUAUUAUAUGGAUGUUUUCAAUUGUGAGAGUUUACACAUACUAUCCAAACAGAGUCACUUAUCAAAAAAAGUAUUUGCGUGUCUUCUGCAAUGUUUUGUCUGGACAGCGUUAUUUGGACAGCACAGAUAUGGGCAGAGGGCACUUUGUUGUAUAAAUAUCAUGUUUGUGAGGGGAAAAAUGGUCUAUUUAUACAUUUUAAGUUCCACUAUUAUUAACCUUUGAAUUGCUGCAAAAACUCAAACUGUCUUCCCCAACAAGUAAAUUAUAUACAGGAAGAAGCCUCAGCAGUGCUGUGUUGUGAAGCAUUAGGUUUUGCUCCGAAUAUCUAUUCUCCCCUGGGAGAUCCUGAAGUUAGAGCAGCCUCUGGGAAAAGAGGAACAUCAUCUGCCAUUUUAUUGUAAUAAAAAAAGAAAAGAAAAAUAAUAAAUAAAUAAAUAAAUAAAUAAAUAUAUACACACACACACACACACACAUAUAUAUAUAUAUAUAUAGAUAUACGAUGUGUUGCAAUGUGAGGACCUGUUUGACAUGGUGGGUACAAGGGGCUGUGUUUGUGACUCAGUGGAAAUCUGUGAAACUGUUUUUGAUGUUCUGUCAAAUGCUGCUCAGAUGUUUUUACAUAAUAAAUACAUUGGUAUAUUUUCCAAAGAAAAUAAAUAUAAAUCAUAGAGCUUGA